Molecule: messenger RNA, 666 nt
Organism: Nannochloropsis gaditana CCMP526
Product: gtp-binding parf-like protein
Exons: 1
Cellular component (GO): nucleus; cytosol
Molecular function (GO): GTP binding
Source: RefSeq, a predicted model, not a curated record
ACCGACGACAGGCGAUUCGACGCAUGGAUGGGGCCCUUCAAAAGAAAUUGGGCAAGGGGGUCGCACACAAUUUGAAGAUUAUUAUCAGAGGAGAACGCGGCAGCGGUAAAAGUGCUUUGCUCAGUAGACUUAAAGGUCAACCUUUUACAUCUUCAGUAUAUGAGCCAACGCCUGAGAUCGAGACGGCGACCAUUAAUUGGAGCGCCAAAGAAGAUGGUGCUGUGGUCAAGGUAGAGAUUUGGGACGUCGUUGACAAGGGGUUGGGCCGACGCGGUAGUUUGAUCGGAAAUAAUGUGAGGGGGACGGGCACUGUCGCGCACGACGGCGGCGGUGACCCUGAUGCUCUGGCAGGGCUUCCGCUCGACGUACCAGUGCACGCCCAGCGCGGGCACCAUGCAGGUGCUUCUGGGAGUCAUGCAUUUGGUGUAUUGGAUGCCACCAUUGUAGACGUUUGGAAAGGGUCGCAUGGAGGUAUAUUCAUGAUGAAUCCUUUCUCCUCGACGGCGCUGCAAUACGUCCAAAAGCAACUCGCCGAGGUACCACGGGGCAUUCCUGUCCUUUUGCUGGCGAACUUUCGAGAUUUACUUCUUGACGACACGCAGGAGGGAAGGAAGCUUGAAGAGGACACCAAACAUGAGGGUGAAUCGGUCGAAGCUGCUCCCGUUC